This is a messenger RNA of Lecanosticta acicola, 1834 nucleotides long. Lineage: Eukaryota; Fungi; Ascomycota; Dothideomycetes; Mycosphaerellales; Mycosphaerellaceae. The record is from the annotation of a GenBank genome assembly.
AUGUCCACCAGACUUACUGAUCGGCUUCAGGCAAUCGUGCCGAUGGCUAAACGAACACUCAGAGUGAUUCAGACCGUCCCAGUUCCCAAAGGAACAGACAGCUUCGAGAGGCAGCGGGAGAAGCUAAUUCAAGAGCUUAACGAAUCCAUUCCCGUGGAGUAUCACCUGCCCCAAGACAUCAUCGACAAUGCUCCGACGGAUGUUACUAGCAUUCCUUCGUCGUGCGGCAUCCUCUGCGAGGAAGAAAUAAGGAUCACAGAAGAUCAUGAUGCUACAUCUCUUGCCGAGGCCAUUGCUCGGAAGCGGUACACAGCUGUGGCGGUUGCGAAAGCCUUUGCCAAGAGAGCCGCCAUCGCUCAUCAAUUGACUUGCUGUCUCACUCAGUAUUUUAUGGAAGAAGCUCUGGAACGUGCACGCUAUCUGGACGACUACCUGGAGAAAGAAGGCAGACCGAUCGGUCCGCUUCAUGGUGUACCAGUCUCGGUCAAGGAGCAUAUGAUGCUGGCGGGUCACUACUCCAGCUACGGAUAUCUCUCGACUCGGACGUACAAUGACAGGGACUCUCUUUUGAUCAAAGAUCUACGUGCCGCUGGCGCCGUUUUCUACUGCAAGACCAACCAACCACAAGGCAUCAUGCACUUGGAAACAGACUCGUGGUAUGGUAGAACUAACAAUCCCUACAAUAUCAAUCUCUCAUCCGGUGGCUCGACGGGUGAGGGAACACCUACUUGUGAUCCCUUGUUCAUUCUCUGACACCCUCUCAGGAGGCGAGUCCGCCCUCAUUGCUCUCAAAGGUUCCGUGCUUGGUCCAGGUACAGACAUCGGCGGUUCAAUCCGAGCUCCAUCCGCUUUCUGCGUAACAUCCCCCAGUCCCAAAUCUCCUCACCUCGCCCAGUACUUACCUUCCUCCCAGGGUAUCUUCGGAUUCAAACCCACAACCUACACCCUCAGCAUGCAAGACUUCAUCCCCCUCGGUUUCCCUGCCGAACUCAACGUCCUCUGCUCCACAGGCCCUAUGGCCCGCUCCCUUCGGGAUAUGCAACUCUUCAUGACUGUCCUCAAAUCCGCUAAUCAACAUAUGCACGAUCCUCGCAUCGUUCCCAUCCCAUGGAAUCCAACUCCAGAGCUCCCCAAGCCGAUCCGAAUCGGCGUCAUGUGGAACGACACCAUGAUCACACCCCAACCUCCCGUCCUCAAAGCCCUAGAAUGGGUCACCACCAAACUCCAAGGAAAUCCAUAUUUCGACCUCAAACCCUUCACACCCUACAACGUCCCCUCAGCAAUCCAAAACAUCGGAGAAGCCUACUGGCCCGAUAUGGGCCUCCCCACCAAAGAAUCCCUGGCGGAAACAGGCGAGCCAAUGCACCCCCUCACACUUUCCUGCCUCGCACCCGUCACCCCUUCCACUUCCGAAAAACCCGCCACGCGAAUCACCCAAAUGCGUCUCCUCCGCGACGCCUAUCGUUCCCAAUUUCUCGCCUCCUACAACGCCCAAGAAAUCGACUACGUCCUGAGUCCAUGCUACGUAGGCCCGGCCUCGAAACACGACACGGCGGAAUUCUGGAAUUACACCGCCCUGUGGAAUUAUCUGGAUUAUCCGGCCGUCGUUUUUCCGACUCCGUAUGUCGUCACGGGCAACGAGACAUAUGAAACUGGAAAGCGGCAGUAUGUGGAAUUGAGCGCGAGGUGUAGGAAAGUCAAGCAGGAUUGGGAAGCGGAUCCCCUGGGCUGGAAAGGGGCGCCGGUGAAUUUACAGCUGGUGGGGAGGCGAUGGCGGGAUAGUGAGGUUUUGGGCGUUCUGGGGGAGAUGGGGAGAGUUUUGGGGUUUGAUUGA